This is a messenger RNA of Bactrocera oleae (olive fruit fly), 6960 nucleotides long. RefSeq names its product aminopeptidase N. Gene Ontology annotation, cellular component: cytoplasm. Gene Ontology annotation, biological process: proteolysis; peptide catabolic process. The record is from RefSeq and is a predicted model, not a curated record. Gene Ontology annotation, molecular function: metalloaminopeptidase activity; peptide binding; zinc ion binding. NCBI's taxonomy places the organism in Eukaryota, Metazoa, Arthropoda, Insecta, Diptera, Tephritidae.
AUACGUCAUCGUGUCACUACAAAAGCGGGCGAUGAACAGCUGUUCGCAUAUCGUCCGCUGUCUGUGGAAAACCUGACUAAACGCCAACAUUAAUAGCGCUCAUGGAGAGAACUCCAAAAGUGGCGCGCCAAGCAGCGCGGCCAUGCGCAGCGCAGCGCCGGUGGUUGUGACUGCAGCGCGGCACGAAUGGGCUUGUAUUCGGUAUUCUGCAGCACGGCCGACGUGUGCCGGCGACAGCGUCGAACACAAUUCCGAUUUGAAUUUCAUUCAGUCUGCAAAAGUAUCUACAGCGUUUCGGUUGUGUUUCAGCGGCGCCGUUAACGUAAUUUGCUCCACGUAGGGUUGUAGUAGCAUACAGAAAUUAUAAUUGACGCGCGUUCAAAAUUUUCCCCUCUAAGUCGUGAGGUGUGUGGAAAUAAUCGAAAAAAGAGUUUCUAAAAUAUUCGUACUAAUUGUUAAAAGCAUAAAAGUGUUUUCUCGAGUGUGAGCGUCGCAGAGUAAAGUGAAAAAAGAAAUAAAAAAUAAUAAUUGUGAAAUGCAAAUGAAAUGAGCUUCUCCUCUUUGUCGCUAUUGUCGAUCGAAUUGGAUCUUAAGUGUGCCACUUUGUGCCUAUUUUAGUGCUGCCAGAGUUGGCGAGUGAGUGGGAAGCGGGAGGCGUGUACGAAUCAACUCGCCGGCAUCGUUGCAACUUGUAUUAAGCGACAAUAAAAAUUGUUGUUGACUCUUUCUACACUUAAUUCUACUUCUUCCAAGUUUCGCGUUCGGAAAGAAAGCCGCCACAUUUGAGGAAAUCAUUGAGUGCAUUUCAAGAAUUUUCCAAAAUCCAAGUGGCAACUACAUGCUUAAGUAUUGCUAAGUGUGUUGAAAGUGCGGAAGAGCUAACAAACAGCGGCAGCCGGAAAAAACAAACUUGAGCUGUUUGUUGUUGUUAUUUAACGGGAAUCGUGAAAACAAGCAGGAGUGGUUUUUGAGAAAAAAACUCAAAAUAUAAAAAAAAGAAACAAAAUAAUCAAACAUAAAAAUCAAAAAUAAAGCAUAUAUAAAUAAGUCUUAACGAAAUAUCGGCGAGACAACAAUAACAACAACAAAAUUCGUGGCAACAAUUUGUACACGUUUGGCACGAUGGAGGGCGGCUACGUGAAUGAAGAAGAUUCAGAUGCAAUAAUGGGAGUGGAGAGUCCAGGUGGCCAACUAAAAACAAAAAAUGGACAAAAAUAUGUAUUCAACGGUCCACCCUCGGGCAUUUACGUGACCAGAACAUGCGUAUUCUUCACUGCGAUAGUGACGGUUGUGGCGCUCAUCUUCACCAUACUCAUCACAUAUUUCUUGACUGCGAGCUCAGUAACAACACCUAGCUGCUUUAAUGGCAACUCAAAUAAGAACUCACCACCUUUGGCUCUGUCCUCCAAUUCGAAUGGCCAACAAUACAACACCACAUCAGUGGCGACGGCUAGCAUGCUCGGCACGGCACCACAUACCGCCAGUCCCAUAUCGAAAUAUGGUACCACACCACCAAUCGCGCCAAUCGGUGACAUCAGCUUACCGCCAGAGCAUGACAUUCUCGGUGCAGACAAGAGUAAAUCAGCCGAUAGGAAAUUACAACUGCACGACGGUUGGAGACCGCUCCAUUACAACAUUGUAAUUGAGCCCAACAUUAAAACCGCCUCCAACAAUGGUAGCAUUGCCAUUGAGGUACAACGCGAUGCCAAUAUCCCUACUCUGCUUCCGAUUAUUCUUGAUGUGCACAAUAUUUCCAUUUCGAAUGUGCGCGUUAUACGCUCGCUUAGCAAUGUCUCAGCAAGCGAUGAAAUCGAAUUGGAUUUCGAUGGUAAAUAUGGAGAGAACAACUCAUCCUUUGUGGUGGCCAUAAUUAGAGGUAUUGAGGAUGAACGCGAUGUCAAGUUAAUUGUAAGCAUGGAUUUUGUCAGUCAGAUAACCGACACGCUUCAAGGUGUGUACAGAACAAGCUAUACGAAUUUGGAAACCAAUAAAAUCGAAUGGAUGGUCAGCACGCAAUUCUCGCCAGUCGACGCUCGCCGCGCAUUCCCUUGCUUCGAUCGUCCAGACAUGAAGGCGAACUUUACCAUCACUAUUAUACGUGAUGAUAAACUCGGCAUGGCCUUGUCUAAUAUGCCACUCUAUCGUAGCUCUGUUCACCGACCAGGCUUUACGCGCGAUGAUUUUGUAACAUCACCGAAAAUGCCUAUCUACAGCUUCGCCUUUGUCGUUUCAAAUUUGGUGAAAUCUCACUUCUCCGACUUGGAUGCAAAUCUAGUUCCGCGCGUAGAGAUUUGGACCCGCCCCGAAAAUACUGAAAUGACAAAUUAUGCCUAUUCAAUGCUGCGAAAGUUCUUGCCCUACUUCGAAGAUUAUUUUGGCAUAAAGAACCGUUUAUCGAAAAUCGAUAUGGUAUCGAUACCUGAUUUCGGUUUUAGUGCUAUGGAAAAUUGGGGACUAAUUACAUUCAGAGAUUCUGCUCUCCUCGUGCCUGAAGAUCUUGAUCGUGCUUCUUCAUCUGAACACAUGGAGCACGUUGCCCAGAUUGUCGCACACGAAUUGGCGCAUCAGUGGUUUGGUAAUUUGGUCACACCCAAAUGGUGGGAUGAUCUUUGGCUGAAGGAGGGUUUUGCCUGCUACAUGAGCUACUUGGCGCUGAAUACAAUACGUCCUGAAUUCCAAAUUAUGGACACUUAUACAAUCUACGAAUUCGGCGAUGCCAUGCAACAUGACGCGGACAACAGUUCUCAUUCCAUUGCUUUCGAUGUGAAAUCAACAACGGAUAUACGUCGCAUCUUUGAUCCGAUCACCUAUUCAAAGGGUAAUAUACUUCUGCGUAUGUUGAGCUCAUUUGUGGGCGAUGAAGCCUUCCGUGCAGCAACACAAGAUUUACUGAGAUCUUAUGCUUAUGAUAAUGCCGAUCGUGAUGUGUUGUGGGAAUUUAUGACACAACAUGCGCAUGAGCGUAAGACCCUGCCCGAUAGUCUGCAAGUGAAAACGGUUAUGGAUUCAUGGAUAACGAAACCUGGUUAUCCCGUAAUAACGGUCGAGCGUCGUGAAGCUGAUCUAGUGCUAACCCAAGAACGUUAUAUGUUGCCAUCGCGAAAUAUGUCGGAUGACAGCCGUUUCGUUAUACCGAUCACCUUCGAAACGGAUGAGCUACGCAAAGGCGACAAUAUACCCACACAUUGGAUGUUGGAAACUGAUCGACAAAUUGUCAUAAGCGAUGCCUUUACCUCGGAAAAUAACACAGAGAAUGUGGUUUAUGUGAAUUUGAAUCGCCAGGGCUACUACCGCGUCAACUAUGAUAUGCCCUCUUGGUUGGCAUUGAAAAAGAAGUUCACCACGUUGCCGCGUAUCACACGUGCACAACUUUUGGAUGAUGCUUUACACUUGGCGCAAGCCGAGUACUUGACCUAUGACAUACCCCUGACUUUCCUUAUGGAGAUCUUCACAGCCACCGAUGACGAGCUACUGUGGCGUGCAACACAACGUGGACUCAAUUACCUUAUCUAUAUGCUGCAUCGCGAGCCAGCCUAUGAGACAUUCAGAGCUUUUAUGAAAUUCAUUGUACGCCCCGCCUUCGACCGCUACGGCUUGAAUGAACCAGACAAUGAAUCACACAUACAACUACAACAUCGCGCCAAUAUUGCGCGCCUCGCAUGCAAAUUCAACUACGAUCGCUGUACAAUGCCAGCGCACCGGAAGUAUCGCGAGUGGAUGGCCGAUCCCAAACUCAAUCCCAUUAAGCCAAAUCUGAAAUCGAUCAUUUAUUGUACGGCGCUCGCCGAGGGCUCUUUCCAGGAAUGGUACUUUGCCUACAAGCAAUACAAACGCACCACAAGCGCAUCCGAGAAGGAGCAGAUCUUGACCUCUUUGGGCUGCACCACAAAACCGUGGCUGCUCUCCAAAUAUCUAAAUAUGACCAUUGAUCCCACUUCUGGUAUAUUAAAGCAGGAUGGCGCUCGCGCUUUCCGUGCCGUUGCUGAGAACCCGAUUGGUUACGAGAUUGCAUUCGAUUUUCUGCAAUCGAAAAUCAAUGAAAUCUCUGAAUACUUCGGCGAUGGCUUCUCCACACUCACCGAGAUGAUCAAAUCCAUCACCACCUACAUGAAUAAGGAAUACCACAAAGAUCAGCUGCAGCAGUUUGCCGAUCGUGCACGAAAACUGGGUCUGACAGCAGUCGAAGAAGCCAUCGGCUUGGCCAUGGAGCAAGUCAACAACAACAUUUAUUGGCGUGAGCAUUCUUACUAUCAACUGAAAGACUUCCUGGAAGCGAUAGUCAGCGAAUUUCACAUAAAUAUAUUUUAAAUAAUGGGCAAGUACGCUGGUAGAGAGUAAAAAUAAAAGAAAUCGAAAAGGCAAACAAGCAAGAGCAGUGCUUAGGAAUCUUUAAGAAAAUGAGUUUGAGAGUUAUGUAUGUGGAUGGUGUUUGAUUGGGCGUGCAGUGCGCAUGGAGCAGGCUAAAUGAAUGCGAUAAUUGAUGUGGAAUCGUACGAUGUACUCAUUUUCUUUUUAGUUUAAGAUAGUUUACUAUGUAGCGUAAGCGUGAAAGCUGUUGUUAGAGGAAUUAUAUAACAAAGGAGCUUUAAAUUUUGCGUGACAACAACAAGCAAUUCAGCGUUAACAAAAAAAUUCAUAUUGACAUUGAAAUUUUUGUAUUUAAGCACACAAUUGAAAAUUAUAUUUUGUAAUAAUAUGUUGUUUUGCCAACAAAGUGAUAUAUUUGUAUAAGUGAGUGUACCAUAUUUCCUCUGCUGAAGAAAGGAAGCCAACUUUUAACUAACGGAAAAAGAGAGUGUAAAAGUAAUGUGUAAAACUAAAUUAGCACAAAAGCAACGAGUAUUUUGAUAUUUAUUUUUAAGUUUAAAUUAUUUUUUUUUAUUAUUAUUUUAUUAUUAUUUUUUUAUUUUUAUUUAUUUAUUUUUUUUUUUUUGUUUUUGCCUUGUAAGAUGAUAUUUUUAGUGUUUUUUUCGAAUUUAUUUGCUCAUAAUAAAAAUUAUAUACUACUUACAAAAAUGCGCGCCAGUAUACAUAAGAAUUUAAAUAUAAAUACAAUCAGUGUUUAAUGUGUGAAUAAAAUUCAAAAUUAAGCAGCAUUUAAAGAGGUUUUAGGCAACCCUGAGCAUUUGAAAAUUGUCAAUUUGUAUAUAUGCUUAUAAAAAGUAUUGAAAUUGUAUGUUGAACUUCACAAAACGGCGCGUUCAUAUUAAAAACACUAACUCAUACAUAUAGUUUAUACAUAUAUAUGUAUGUACACGAACGAUUUAAAAUAACGACACUACUACAUAAUAAUACACUAUUUACCUAUAAAUAUUUAAAAAUACUACCAUAUAAUACUUAUACAACACAAACACAUCAACUAUACGAAAAUAUUUAAUUUUUACAAUUAUAAUGUCAAAUCAGCAGGUCUCUAUUAUAUAACAGAUAUUUUUAACAUUUUUGUAUACCAAUUAAACUGUAAAAUUAAUUAGUUACGUCUACUCUUAUAAUCACAUUACAAUUUAAACUUAAAUGUGUUUAAAUUUAAUAAUUGUAGUGAUGUUCCUAUGUUGAAAUACACGCAUACACAUGUAUGAAUGUGUGUAAAAUAUAUUUGUAUGUAAAACGAACAGCAAAUAAUUGCAGGAAAAAUAUAAACUAUUUUAUUAAUAACUAAAAAUUUGCCCAAAAGCACGACUAGCUAUAAGUUGAAGCAUAAAAAUAUAAAUAAUAAUAAUAAAAUAAAUAAAUAAUAAGAAAAAAUUUAAAGUAAAAGAAAAAUAACUAUUUUAUUAAAACAUUUUCGAAAACAUGGUGCAUACUUACCGACGCAGUGCAUUUCAAUCGAUUUGGAAACUAAAUUUGGUUGAAUGAUCUAGAAAAUUAGAAAAACAUUAAUAUAACAAUUUCUAACGGCACACAAAAUAAAUUUAAAAUAAAAUUACAAAGAAUAUUUACAAAUUCAAUUAACAAACUAUUUUUUGAGUCACCUUUACGCAUUAUUUAAUUAUAAAGGGUUGUGUUACUUGAGCGUGGGUUUCUUCUUACGAAAAUAUUUUUUAAUGCAUAAUAUCAAAUAACCCGUUUUUGGUUCUUCUCAUGAAUUUCUUAUUUAUAUUUUGAUGAUUUUGGUAUUUUUAAAAACUAUUCGUAAUUAGUUAUUACUUUAAAAAUCAUUUUCUUACGCUAGUAUGUUUAAAAAAUAUAUGUUUGAACAGCUAGUUUUGACAUUGUGAGUUAAAACACUUUUGAAAAAUUGUUGUUUUUAGGCUUUCGACACAACCUUAUAAAUAUAUAGUAUUUGAAUCAUGACUGUACCCCGGCAACCAUCUUUCGCUUAAAUUUUUGAGUUCCACUGCAAACUCUUAAUGUAAAUACAUAAACAGUGUCUAUAUAUAAGUAAAAUUGGUAAAUAAUAAAUAUUUUUGGAUUACAAAAACUAUGCACAUUUACAUCGCACGUGUGUAUGUGUGCGUAAUAGUCACUUAAGAUAGCCAUUAUAUGAAUUCAGCCUUAGAUCGCAGUGUCCUUAAGCGCAUACAUAGCCAUCAUGCCAUUUACACCUACAAUGCACACAUACCCACACAUAACUGUUUAUUUGUAUAUGUAAUACAAAGCGAGUAAUGUAUUUUUUAUUAUAUUAGUUGCAAACUUUCUAAGCCUUUUUAACGGUUGGAUAUUUAUUGAAAGACAUAUAUACAUACAUGCGAAAAAAAAAAACAAAUAAUAAUAAAUUUGGAAAAAUAAAUAUAAUUUAUAUGUAGAAAUCAGACACCAAAAAUAUACAAGUAUUUGAAGCUUUGCACUUUCAGUCUUUUAGACACACUAUUCGAAACUAAAUUAGCUGAGUUAAGUGUAAAUGUAUUCAAGCAGAAAUUGUUGUGUUAAAAGAAAGUUCGUAAAUGCUUCAUUAUCAAUCAGAUUUAUUGUGUAAUUGAAUAAAUGAUGAAAUAAAUAUGAUGUAAUAUAUAUAAAACAAAA